UAUUAUUCAUUACAUAUUUAUUCGAACACGUUCAUUUAGAUUCGAACGGCCACUAUGCUUUUGAAUGGAGAUAAGUCUCCAUUUCCGGUGUGAAGUUUCCGGCGCUCGUCGAUCCGAGGCCCCGAGCGGGGAACUUCGGAAAGGCUCGGUCCAUCGGUCCUUAUUCGAAAUCUCGUCUCAUUCAUCGUGUCGCGCGAAAAAAGGACGAAAGAGAGAGAGAGAGAAAGAGAGAGAGGAACGUCGCCGUGGACGGCGUCGUGGGGUGCGACACCCUCGACUUGAGACCGCGAAAAAAAUUUCCGGGUGGACCGUCUUAUCUCUUCUCGGCGAGUGCGUGGUGUCUGGGACGUCUGGGUUCGAGGCUCGGCGCAUAAAAACGUCCGUUCGCACUUCGCCAGCGGAUUACCGGCAGUCAUUGCGAUACGGUCUCCCCAUCGUGAUACGCGGGGCGCCGCGUCGCGCGUCGUCACCGUCGCUGUCGCCGCCACCGCUGCUACUGCCGUCAUCGUCGCCGUCGUCGCUGCCACCGUUGUCAUCGUCGUCACCGUCGUCGCCGUCGCGGGCAACGAUUGAACGGUCGCGCUGCACGCAACCUCGAAGCAACGAGGGCCGCGCGAGGAUGCCGGUGAAGGUCGACGUGGUGCCGCCGCCGCCCGCCAAUUCGAAGCAACCGGGUGUCACCAAGUCCCUGCUGUACAACGGCUCGCGCUUCCAGGGCUCGCAGAAGUCCAAGGGCAACAGCUACGACGUGGAGGUGGUUUUGCAGCAUGUGGACGAAGAAAACAGUUAUUUAUGUGGAUACUUGAAGAUCAAAGGUCUCACGGAAGAGUUUCCGACCUUGACGACAUUCUUCGACGGCGAGAUCAUCUCCAAAAAGUAUCCCUUUUUAACUCGCAAGUGGGACGCCGAUGAGGAUGUUGACAAGAAACAUUGGAGUAAAUUCGAGUCGUUCUGCCAGUACGCCAAAACGUUCAAUUCCGAUACGUUCGAUUACGAGGCCCUGAAAGGGACAGAUUUUGUAUUUAUGAGGUGGAAGGAGCAUUUCCUGGUACCCGAUCAUACAAUUAAGGAUAUCAAUGGUGCCUCCUUUGCGGGAUUUUACUACAUUUGCUUCCAGAAAUCCGCCGCUACGAUAGAAGGCUUUUAUUAUCAUCGUAGUUCCGAAUGGUAUCAAUCCUUGAAUCUGAGACAUGUCCCAGAGCACAGUAUACAGAUUUACGAGUUCAGGUGAAGUCGAUACCUUCGCUGAGAAAUCUCACGAUAUAUUUGCGUCUUUUCUUUUCUAGCGUACAGAUCUCGUAAAGAUUCAUUGUCUUACAAAUUUUAUUAGAAUGUAUCUCGUAAUGGAUCUAUUUAUUAUUCGUGAUAUGUCCCUCAGUUUUCUGGAAGAGUUUUAGAAUGAACAGAUUUUACGAUAUCCUCUUAGUCGCGACUAUAAUAUCAUUGACAUUAUUGGAGAAUUGGAGUGCCUAUUUAGUAAGUGAUCGAUUGUGGAGCAAUUACUUUAACGUUGAUUGUAAAAAGAUUUUUGGUCGAAAUAAAUUACCUGAUGCAUAUCAUUUUAUCUGAUGCAAAUCAUUGGUGUUUGUUAUUCGGUAGUCCGGUAGAGACUUCAGAAUACUCAUUUGUGUCAUUUAUUGUCAAUGUGUGUAUGAUGCAAGUACAUUCGAUAUUUGAUUUUGACCACAGAUAGUAAAUACAUUUUUAUGCACAUGCUGAAGUAAAAUAUCGACUGUUAUAAAUUACGUUUUUUUAAAGAUUUUUUAGUAACCAUGAUGGGAAACAAUUAUUAUUUACGAGUGAGUUUUGUUUUACAUGUUGCUUUUAGAAUCUUUACGAGAUCUGUUUGCUACAUUAGAAAAGAAGAAGGGCGUAAUUGUUGUUUGAAUGAAGCUGUAUGUAUGUCGAAAAAGAAGAGACAACCGGAAAUGGUAAUUCGCGAAAGAGUUAUAUAUAUCGAGGAUUUAAUUUUAUGUUAAAAACUAUUUAUUUAUUUUAUUUUGCGAUCGAACUUUAUCAGAUUCUAAUAUUUUAUACAUACAUAUAUAAAAUAUAUGUAUUACCUGAUUUUAAAAAUAGGUAUUAGACACAUGGUUGGCUGUUCGCAAAACUUGUCUUCAUGUUUUUAAUCGAGCGUUAAUUAAAUAUAUCGAGAUUCUCUUAGGGAAAUAGAAACACUAUUGUGAUAAGCAUUACCAUACAUAUGCAUAUAUAUAUAUAUAUAUAUAUAUAUAUACAAAUGUAUAUAAGUUAACAAGCUGUAAUAGACAAAAUCGUGUAGCUUAUCCAAGAUUGGCAUACUACAGCUUUCAUUUGCUUGUAACGUUUACAGAACCGUUCUCGAUAACCAGUGAUAUUGAUUUCAAAUGGCAUGCUACAUGCUACAUAAUUUUCGAUAUUACUUUUAUUCUAGUGUUGUUAAAUACUAAUAAUUUUGUUUCCUUUCUUCUUUUUAUAUUUGCGCUAAUAAUCUACCUAAAUACUCAAAGUGAUAGAACGGUACACAUUCUGUUUACAUUGAAAACGCAUACCGAUCCGAUAAGUGUAACAAUCGUUUUGAAUAUUAAAAAAUAGAUACGUACAUACGUAUAACGAGAUACAUAUUUAAUAUAUCAGAUAUACUUUGAAAGUACACUGAUUGUUAAUUAUGUUAAGACCUUUAUUAAACAAAAACAAUCUA
Messenger RNA from Monomorium pharaonis (pharaoh ant), 2680 nucleotides. Its product is annotated as glucose-induced degradation protein 4 homolog. The transcript has 4 exons. NCBI's taxonomy places the organism in Eukaryota, Metazoa, Arthropoda, Insecta, Hymenoptera, Formicidae. Gene Ontology annotation, cellular component: GID complex; extrinsic component of membrane. Gene Ontology annotation, biological process: proteasome-mediated ubiquitin-dependent protein catabolic process; protein targeting to vacuole; protein catabolic process in the vacuole. Bases 65 to 1231 code for a protein of 388 amino acids. The record is from RefSeq and is a predicted model, not a curated record.